This is a messenger RNA of Anarrhichthys ocellatus (wolf-eel), 3196 nucleotides long. It is a transcript of the gene mccc2, whose product is annotated as methylcrotonyl-CoA carboxylase subunit 2. The transcript has 16 exons. Gene Ontology annotation, molecular function: methylcrotonoyl-CoA carboxylase activity. Gene Ontology annotation, cellular component: mitochondrion; methylcrotonoyl-CoA carboxylase complex. Gene Ontology annotation, biological process: L-leucine catabolic process. Bases 872 to 2614 code for a protein of 580 amino acids. NCBI's taxonomy places the organism in Eukaryota, Metazoa, Chordata, Actinopteri, Perciformes, Anarhichadidae. The record is from RefSeq and is a predicted model, not a curated record.
CCCUGUCCCCAGACCUGAAAGCUGCUUUCUUCUUGUUAAGCAGAACUCUCAGGUCACUGGUGAUCCAAGGUUUAUUGUUGGGGUAGCAGUGUACAGUCCGGGAUGCAAUAGUAGUUUGUUCACAGAAUUUGAUGUAUUCUGUGAUACAGUCUGUCAUGCUGUUGAUGUCCUGCCCAUGUGGUCCACACAGCACAUCCCAAUCCGUAGACUCAAAGCAGUCCUGCAGAGUGUCAUUAGCCUCCUGAGACCAUCUCCUCACAGUCCUGGUGGUCACAGGCAGCCUCUGCGCCAGAGGAACAUACUUUGGUGUUAACAGGAUCAGGUUGUGAUCAGACCUGCCAAGGGGGGGGCAGUAGCACUGUAUGCGUCCUUUGCAUUUGCAUACAGUAGGUCCAGAGUUUUAUUGUUCCUUGUGGGGCAGUCAACAUACUGGUGUAAGGUCGGCAGGGCUUUAUCCAGAGUGGUGUGAUUAAAGUCUCCAGUAAUAGCCAAAAAUGCACCAGCAUGUUGACUCAGCAGUCCAGAUACAGUGGAGUGGAUUGUGUCCACUGCUACCUCAGCGUCAACUGAUGGCGGGACGUACACAUCCACAACAAUGGUGGACGUGAACUCACUCUGCAAAUAAUAAGGACGCAUCUCCAUGGCUAAUAGUUCAAUGUCUGGGCUACAGAAGCGUUCCUUUACACACACAUGGUCAGGAUUGCACCAGCUCUCGUUCGCAUACACGGCAAUCCCGCCACCUCUCUUCUUACCGCUCUGUACAACGGUGAACAUGUCUAUUAAGUGAUGUUGUCCCACAAUAAACCAGCACCAUUGGUUAUGUUCUUGACUUUUUUUUCAUUCCCUCUUGACAAAUACAGUUGGAUGAGUGAUGGAAGGGUUCGUAAACGACUCUAUUCCAAAUGAUCUAAGAGCCGAAGUUACAUUAGACAACCUUAACUCUGUCAUCGGUUCCUUAAAGCGACGCCAUCUCUGCCACAAAUUGUCAUCAGUAGAAAUCAUUCGACAUGACCAACAAAAACGAAUUGUCUCUGUACUCCUUGUGUUUCAGGAGAAUUAUGAGCGAAUGCAGGUUAUUGUUGAUGAGCUGAAAAGCCGGACGGAGAAGGUCAAAUUGGGUGGGGGAGAAAAAGCCAGAAGACUUCACACUUCCCGGGGGAAACUCCUGCCCAGAGAGCGUAUCGACAGACUGCUAGAUCCAGGGAGCCCUUUCUUGGAGUUCUCUCAGUUUGCAGCGUACGAGUUGUACGGAAAAGAGGAAGUCCCAGCAGGCGGUAUCCUUACUGGGAUCGGCCGGGUUUCAGGAGUGGAAUGUGUUAUUGUUGCAAAUGAUGCUACUGUCAAAGGGGGCACAUACUUCCCGGUGACGGUGAAGAAACACCUUCGAGCGCAAGAAAUAGCCCAGCAGAACCACCUGCCGUGCAUUUACUUAGUGGAUUCAGGAGGGGCCAAUCUUCCCCGACAGGCCGACGUCUUUCCAGACAGAGACCACUUUGGACGUAUUUUCUACAACCAGGCCAGGCUGUCCUCAGAGGGAAUAGCACAGAUUGCUGUGGUGAUGGGCUCCUGUACGGCUGGAGGAGCGUAUGUGCCUGCCAUGGCAGAUGAGAGCAUCAUUGUGCGGAAGCAAGGAACCAUUUUCCUGGGAGGACCUCCACUGGUCAAAGCUGCCACCGGGGAAGAAGUUUCUGCAGAGGACCUCGGUGGUGCUGAUCUUCACUGCAAAAAAUCUGGUGUGACGGACCACUAUGCUUUGGACGAUAACCAUGCCAUCCAUUUGGCAAGAAAGGCGGUGAGAAGACUGAACUACAGGAAAACUAUUGAGGUCACCACAGAACCCACUGAAGAACCUCUCUUCCCUGCAGAUGAACUCUAUGGCAUCGUUGGAGAUAACUUGAAACGCAACUUUGAUGUCAGAGAGGUCAUAGCCAGAAUUGUAGACGGCAGUAAAUUUGAUGAGUUCAAGGCUUUCUAUGGAGACACGCUCGUUACAGGAUUUUCAAGAAUAUUCGGUUACCCCGUCGGAAUCAUCGGCAACAAUGGAGUCUUGUUCUCGGAGUCUGCGAAAAAGGGAACGCAUUUCAUCGAGUUAUGCUGCCAGCGAAACAUUCCACUUAUUUUCCUCCAAAACAUAACAGGCUUCAUGGUGGGUCGAGAGUACGAGGCGGGCGGAAUCGCCAAGGACGGAGCGAAGAUGGUGACCGCGGUCGCCUGCGCCAAUGUUCCCAAGAUCACCGUUCUCAUCGGCGGCUCCUAUGGCGCAGGGAACUACGGCAUGUGCGGCAGAGCCUACAGCCCUCGAUUCCUGUACAUGUGGCCCAAUUCCCGAAUCUCCGUGAUGGGCGGCGAGCAGGCGGCCACCGUCCUGGCCACCAUCACCAAGGAUCAGAGGGCACGAGAGGGAAAGGAGUUCACAGCAGAGCAAGAGGCUGCCAUGAAGAAACCAAUAGUAGAGCGGUUUGAAGUGGAAGGCAGUCCAUACUUCUCCAGUGCAAGACUCUGGGAUGACGGUGUUAUCGAUCCCGCUGACACUCGGCUGGUUUUGGGACUGAGCCUCAGCGCGGCACUGAAUGCGCCGACGAAGAAGACUCGCUUCGGGGUGUUCAGGAUGUAAUGCUUGCGUAGCUUGUACAGGUGUGCACCUCAGAUGCGCACUGUACUCAAACUAGUCUUUCUUUGUAGUUUUUACUGUGAGGUGUCACAGCAACAAGAGCAACAAACGGGAAGAAAAAGAAAAGAAAAAUCACACGACCUUUGAUCGAUGGGAAUGUGAUCGGAUGGUGUGCUGUUGUGGGAUAUUUCCACUAAUUAGUUGUGCCUUAACUGUUACUGUUCCUAGUGUAAAUGCAAACUCUACUCUCUUUCACCUUUUUCCCCUCAAACUUGGAUUGUUUUUAAAAAAUAAAAUACUGUAAAUGAUGAAUUAUAAAAAUAUGAGAACAUUCAAAGUUGCUGUCGUUUUCUUCAGGACAACCACUGCUGCUAAUAGAGGAAUAUCAUAAGAACAAUCUGCAUAAGGGGGCGCUGUUUAGCUAUAAAUAUCUGACUGGCCACAGUCUAGCAGGAUGGCAGAAGACUACUCGAAAUGCCUUUUUAGAUAACAGCGUUGUGUUGACAGAGGAGCUGGUUUCAAGGAAAUAAUAAAAAUUAAAGCUGCGAGCAGCGAUGAACGGGCCCUCGCAAUCUGCAGCGCGUU